UUGGACUUUAGCCUGUUUGUGGAGGGUCUCUGUGGAGCAUAAACUGACAGACAUCCACCAGUGAGCUGGCUCACUCAGGACGUGGAGCUCUACCAAAGCCUCUGGAUGCUGUUCAAAUCACAACCAGGUGAGGAAUUUCAUGACUUUUCAUCCAAAUUUUGCACUUAGUCCGACUGACUUACCUGUAAAGACAGCAAAUGUUCUCUGAGUCUUUGAGCUGAGUAAAGCAGCUCUUUAUUGAAGCAAUAAGAUACCAAGGUUGAAGUGACUUGAUGUUAAUGUUAGCUUUUUUUAGUCCUUUGGCUGUGGGAUAAAGCUAUUUUUAUUUCAAACUCAAAACCUCAGUCCUGUUCUGAAUUCAUAACUCAAGUCAGCUGAGGACAAGUACAGUUCUGACUGUAGUAUUUCUCACAUUAUUUACAAACGUAUUAUUAUUUUUAAACUCCACAUUAUAAGCAUAGAUAAUGGGGAAAUAAUUUACAGAAUGUAUUUACAAAACAGAUGUGGUUAUAAUAAAUGACUUAGGUUUAUUUUACAUUAAAAAUACAUGGUAAACUUUAGUUUCAUCUUUAAUCUUGGUUUAAUCUUAUAGUGUCAGUCACUUUAGGCUUAUAAACUGUCGCAAGUGGGUGGUGCUGAAGCUGUAAGCAAGUAUUAGUAUGUAGAUCAUUUUAGGAACUGCAAUCAGAUAGAUGACACUUUUUAAAGAUUCAAGAUGUUUGAGUUGGCCUGUCAGAAACGAUGAGAUUAGUAGCAGGCUGAAUAAUGUGUAUGAAAUUUACUGCUGCCUCUAUUUACUAUUUACCACUAUAACUAUUAACACUAACUUUUUAAAAACUGUCAAAAAUCAGCACUUUUUAAAUCCAUAUGGUAAUAGGUCUUUGCUGGAUAUAAAAUUUCUGUGACCAGUGAAAUGAGCAACUGGUUUAUUGGGGCUGAGAUAAUUAAAUAUUUGUGUCUUUUUUCCCUCUCACAGGAAAUGUUGAAGAUAGCCCUGGUAUUUCUGACAGGGCUCUUCUUCCUGUCACUUAGGCCUUAUUGCUGUGGUUGCAGCAAUAUUCUGGUAGUGCCUAUGGAUGGCAGUCAUUGGAUCAACAUGGAGAUAAUCCUCAGAGAGCUGCACAUCAGAGGCCACAACAUCACAGUGAUUCACUCUGCCAAAAGCUGGUACAUCCCAAAUAACUCUACCUUUUACACAUCCAUUACCAGGCGUAUGAUGGAGGAUGAAGCAGAUAAGAACUUCUACAAUAAAAUGGUGUUGAAAGUUAUGGAGUGCCGCAAGUCAUGGACCUUCAUGCACACCUUUUGUCAAAAUGACUUGAUUGGAUCCAUGUUGGGUCAAGGCAACAAGAUCCUUGCGGGAGCAACAGCUGAAAUUUUAGAUGAUCCUGUUUUUAUAAAGAAGCUUCAAGAUACCAAGUUUGAUCUGAUGUUAACAGACCCUGGCUUGCCAAUCGGGGCUCUGCUUGGCAGUUACCUCAAGCUGCCAAUGGUUUUCAACGUCCGCUGGAUCAACACAGGAGAGGCACAUUUCACCAUAGCUCCCUCUCCUCUCUCAUAUGUCCCUGUAUCAGGAAGUGAACUCAGUGAUCAGAUGGAUUUCCUGGAGAGGACCAAGAAUUUGUUACAUUAUCUCCAUAACUUGGCUCAGCAGCACUUCAUCAUAAAUCCUCAUUAUUCAGACCUGCUCCAGCGGCACUUCCCUCCUGGAUCUGACUUGAUGUCUCUGCAGCUUGCAGCAGAUAUCUGGCUUAUAAGAACUGAUUUUGUCUUUGAGUUUCCUCGCCCCACCAUGCCCAAUGUGGUCUACAUAGGAGGAUUCCAGUGCAAAGAGGCCCAUCCCCUUCCUGCUGAGCUGGAGGACUUCAUGCAGAGCUCUGGGGAUCAUGGAGUGGUAUUCAUGUCUCUGGGGACCUUGGUGUCGGCACUGUCUUGUGAAACCAUGGAGGCCAUCGCUGCUGCUUUUGCUCGACUGCCUCAGAAGGUGCUGUGGAAGUUUGUUGGAGAGAAGCCUUCAUCUUUGGGGAACAACACACUCUUGGUGAAAUGGCUGCCUCAGAAUGAUGUCCUUGGACACCCCAAGACUCGUGCCUUUGUAGCCCACGGUGGUACCAAUGGCAUGUAUGAAGCAAUUUACCAUGGUGUUCCUGUUGUGGGUCUGCCCCUCUUCUUCGACCAGUUUGAUAACAUUCUUAGGUUGAAGGUGCGCGGGGCAGCUCGUAUGGUUGAGGCAGGAUCACUCACAGAAGAAAGUUUCCUGGAGGCUUUGAAGGAUGUCCUGGAGACUCCAUCAUACAGCAACAACAUGAAACGUCUUUCACAGUUGCACCAGGACCUGCCAAUGUCACCUAUGGACACUGCCGUCUUUUGGAUUGAGUACGUCAUCAGGAAUAAGGGGGCUGCCCAUCUCCAGGCUGCAGGUUUUAGUCUUCCUUGGUACUCCUAUUUCUGUCUGGAUGUGGCUGUUUUUUUCAUAAUUAUCACUGCAGCUGCUAUCUGGGCUUCAGUCACAGCCUACAGGAAUCUCUUCUGCCACAAAUCAAGAAGGAAGAGGAAAGCUGAGUAACUGAUUCAAAAAUUCCCACUGACCUCAGAGAUUUUAACAAGUUUUUCUUGCUGUAUCAAUUAGUUUUAUUUUUUUAUUCUAUGUCAUCAUGGUAACAUACAGCCAAGAUAUUGUCCUAAAGCUUUCUGCCGCGUAAAAAUAAUGCAAGCAUUAGCUCAAACAAAGUUUUUUUAUUGGAGAAAAUUUGUCUUGUCUUGAUCCUGACAGUAUCCCAUGUAAAAAAAAAAAAACACUUACACAAAUAAAUAUGAAACUAAAAAUAAGCAUUCUCUAUCCAAACUCUUUAUGAUCUCAACCAGUAAAAAACAUCAAACCCUCAUUCUAAACCAUCGCCUACACCAACAAAACAUGCAAUAUGUUGGGAUUUAAGCACAUUUUUAAACUUGUUAGAACAAUUGUUCCAACAAAUUUGACACACACACACACACACACACACACACACACACACACACACACACACACACACACACACACACACACACACACACACACACACACACACACACUGAUCCUCCUGAGUCUUGAUGUUUGGCCAGAGAGUCAUAACUCCUUGUUUCGUUCGGGAACACAGAUAACUCAGAGCUCAGUAGAAAAGCUGUUGGACAGUCAAAGUGAACAUAAGACCCCUUUGUCAAUAAAGCUUGAAUUCAACACAG
This is a messenger RNA of Xyrichtys novacula (pearly razorfish), 3222 nucleotides long. The record is from the annotation of a GenBank genome assembly. NCBI's taxonomy places the organism in Eukaryota, Metazoa, Chordata, Actinopteri, Labriformes, Labridae.